GACCAAAUCGAAUUUGCAAUCGAGAUUUCAACUUUUGGAUCAGGGUCUUCAAGACUGUCUCGUAAUGCUUUAUUGGAUUGGUUAAUUGUUGAUAGGUCUAACUCAUCUAUCUCUAGCACUUCCGCCAUAGCGCGUUCUGUUUCUCCAACUGCGCCGUUAUAAGUCAUGGUCAGUGCAAUUGAAAUACUUAACGGAGAGAUGAAGAU
This is a messenger RNA of Geodia barretti, 206 nucleotides long. The record is from the annotation of a GenBank genome assembly. NCBI's taxonomy places the organism in Eukaryota, Metazoa, Porifera, Demospongiae, Tetractinellida, Geodiidae.